GCCUGCAGCUCGCUCGCUUUCUUCCCGCGUUAAGUAGAGUCUCCCGGCUUACUCCUAAGUCUGAGCUUAGUCCUGGAAGGUGUUUGGAGCACCAUAUGAGGUGUUGGGAAUUGAACCCAGGUUGGGUGUGUGCAAGAUUUUUAACUACCCUUGGAUGACAUUCCUGGUAUGGAGAUGAUUGAGGAACAGUUUGCUAAUCUGAACAUAGUUAAACGUUCCUCGGGAACUGAAGAGCCUACUUAUCUGCUUGACAUAGACACGUCGAAGACUGUGCAGGCAGAGAAAGGAAGCUUGGUUGCUGUUUUAUGUUCUAAUGGAUCAGUCAGACUAUAUGAUAAAGAAAGGUUAAAUAUACUGCGAGAAUUUAGUGGACAUCCUGGGUUUCUUAAUGGUGUCAAAUUUGCAAAUUCUUGUGACCGUGUGUAUUCAUCAUGUACUGAUGGCACUGUAAAAUGUUGGGAUGCUCGAUUAGCCAGUGAAAAACCUGUCCAGUUGUUCAAGGGCUACCCUUCUAAUAUUUUUAUCAGUUUUGAUAUCAGUUGUAAUGAUCAUGUCGUUUGUGCUGGCACGGAAAAAGUUGAUGAUGAUGCAUUGUUGGUAUUUUGGGAUGCCAGAAUGAAUUCUCAGGAUUCAUCUAGUACUAAAGAACCACUUGGUGCCUACUCAGAGACACAUAGUGAUGAUAUCACUAAAGUGUGUUUCCAUCCCAGAAACCCCAGUAUGGUAGUCUCAGGUUCAACUGAUGGCCUGGUGAACAUAUAUGAUAUUAGUCUUGAUAAUGAAGAAGAUGCCCUGGUGACAACGUGUAACUCGGUGUCAUCAGUAAGUAGUAUUGGUUGGUCUGGGAAAGAUUAUAAACAGAUUUACUGCAUGACACAUGAUGAAGGAUUUUAUUGGUGGGAUCUUAAUCAUCUGGAUACUGAUCAGCCUCUUACAUGUUUGAAUAUCCAAGAUGUUAGGGAAGUCAUUAACGUGAAAGAAGGUUCUUUGGACUAUUUGAUUGGUGGGCUGUAUCAUGAAAAAAUGGACAAAUUGUUUAUUGUUGGAGGAACAAACACAGGAAGGAUUCACUUAAUGAACUGCACUAUGUCGGGAUUGGUCCAUGUGGCCAGUCUUAAAGGAGGGCAUGCUGCUACCAUUCGUUCUUUCUGUUGGAAUAUGCAAGAUGAUUCUUUGCUAACUGGAGGAGAAGACGCACAGUUGUUACUCUGGAAACCUGAAGCAAGAGAGAAGACAUUCACAAAGAAAGACAGUAUGAAAGUAGCAUCCUCUGUGUACCACCGGGUUCGAGUCCACAGUAAUGAUACAUACAAGAGAAAAAAAAAGCAGUGAUGUUACCCUGGGAGUUUAUGUGAUAGGAUUUAGAGCUACAAUUAAUUGAUUUUUGAGUACUACCUAUGGUAGCUACAGUCAGGGUCUUACAUAAAAACAAGCCAGUGGUCUUGAUAUAUUCUAAAGUUAAUUUUUAUUUUAAAAAUUAUUUUUAGUUUUUAAUUCUUUUGGUUUUGUGGCCACAUGCAGUGGUGCUUAGGGCUUACUCCUGACUCUGUGCUGAGAGGUCACUCCUGGUGGACUUUGGGGACCAUAUGGAGUGCUGGGGAUUGAAUCUGAGUCGGCCACAUGCAAGGUAACCAUCCUAAAAUUAUUGCUUUGGACCUAAAAUUGUUUUUUAAAAUCUCUGAUUGAAUAUACAGUCAGCGAAUUGAAAGUAAAAUUACAUUUCUAAUUUUUAAAACCCAUCUGUUGAGUUAGUAGAUGUUGCAUAUGAAGAAAUAGUUUUGAUGAAGGAGAUGGCUGGUGUGACUAAAAAGCAUGAUUUAGAUAAAUUUUUUAAAUUUAAAUAGUUUAUUUUAAAUCAUCAUAAAAUAACUUCAUUGGUAAGUUCCUUGUUUUAGUACACAUACAUUACAUUAGACUAUUUAAGCAUAAAUAUUCUAAUGAGUUAAUAAAAUAAAAUUAGUGAUUUGCAUCUGUUCAAGGAAAAUGUUUUUAUUCUUUUUGUUGGUUAAACAGUUUCACUGUAAAGGAAGUUACCUUGCAAAAUUUAUUUUGACUCUGAAUAUAA
Molecule: messenger RNA, 2065 nt
Organism: Sorex fumeus (smoky shrew)
Lineage: Eukaryota; Metazoa; Chordata; Mammalia; Eulipotyphla; Soricidae
Gene: WDR89
Product: WD repeat domain 89
Exons: 3
Coding region: 169-1332 (387 amino acids)
Molecular function (GO): protein binding
Source: RefSeq, a predicted model, not a curated record